CUCGUGCAGAUCGUAGUGAGUCCCGUCACACAUAUAAGCAAGAUGGAGGAUCUCGCAGUCGAAGUAUGCGGCGAAAACGGAGCGUAUUAUAAGGCCUACGUCACCGAUGUUUUCGAGGAUGAAGUGUUGGUGGCCUUCGACAAUGACUGGCAGCCAGAAUCAAAGUUUCCAUUUGCUCAAGUACGUCUACCAAUGAAAGAUGGCCCGAAGCCAGAAUUCCAGGAGAAUCAGGAGAUCGAGGUGUACUCGAGGGCCAAUGAUCAGGAGGCAUGUGGUUGGUGGAAAGCGAUCAUUAAGAUGAUCAAAGGGGGCUUUCAAGUUGUUGAAUACCUCGGCUGGGAGUACAGUUACACAGAAAUCGUCUCUGUGGAACGUGUCAGAAUGAAAAACACAAAUCCACCGAUUGAUAAGAAUACGUUUCACAAGAUCGAGAUUGAUGUACCUGAAGAGCUCAGAGAAUUCGCAAAAAUGGAUAACGUACACAAGAAAUUCCAGAAAGCGAUAGGUGCAGCUGUUUGUCGAUACAUAGCUGACAGAGGAAUACUCCUGGCUAUUUCACGGAAUGAGAACCUCCGCAGGAACAGUAGUAUGAUACAAGAAAUGCACUUCCGAAAUCUUUCGCAGAAGGUACUUCUGCUGAAAAGAACAGAAGAAGCAGCUCGUCAACUCGAGUCCACGAAGCUCCAGACAGUCGGGGGAUACAGAAGAAAAAAAAACGAAAUUAAAACAGACAGAAUGGAAUCGAGCAAAUUUAGAUCAUCAAACUUUAUAUAUCAGCGUGUCUCAGACUAUGAGGCAGGGGCCAGAUCAAAUCCAAGAUACACAGACGAAUUCAAUGUCCGUGAAGACCUGAUGGGUCUGGCGAUCGGUGCACACGGGGCAAACAUCCAGCAGGCGCGAAAAGUCGAGGGAAUAACGAAUAUCGAGUUGGAAGAGAAUUCGUGUACAUUCAAAAUAUACGGCGAGACUCACGAGGCUGUGAAGAAAGCACGUUCAAUGCUCGAGUACAGUGAGGAGUCCAUACAAGUGCCAAGAGUCCUCGUGGGAAAAGUUAUUGGAAAGAAUGGCCGCAUUAUUCAGGAAAUAGUGGAUAAAAGCGGUGUUAUUACAUCUGGCUCGAGUGGGAAUGUACAUACUGAUAGAGUUCGAGUGAAAAUCGAGGGUGACAAUGAGCCACAGCCGACGAUUCCUCGUGAAGAGGGUCAGGUUCCGUUCGUUUUUGUUGGGACAGUCGAGAGUAUUGCGAAUGCAAAAGUACUGUUGGAAUAUCAUUUAGCACACUUAAAGGAAGUUGAACAACUUCGACAAGAGAAAUUGGAGAUAGAUCAACAGUUGCGAAGCAUGCAUGGCUCGACAACGGGACCGAUGCCCAGUUUUCCACCUGUCAGGCGGGGUAUGUCAUCGGGGCCUGAGGAGGGCGGUGGAGGUCGUGGUGGACGUGGUGGACAGUCACGGGGACGUGGACGAGGCAGGGCACCAGCACGACACAAUGCCGGCAAUCGUAGAGACACGAUGGACGGCAACGACGAGCGAGUGAGAGAUCUGCCCCCCCGAGGAGGAAGUCAUCAAGGCCAUCAGGGUGGCAGUGGAGGAAGUUACCCAGGCAACAGACAGGGAAGACCACCUGCACCUCGACGCGAUCGUAGAGACGACAGACGUCGAACAACAGACGACGAAGAGACUGUCCUCGACAGCCAAGACGUAUCGAGCAUCGAUCGAGAAUCUGUAUCGAGUGUCGAGGGAAAGCCCAAGGGGAACAGACGAAGGCAGAUACGAUCAAGAAGACGCAGUGCUACACCAGACACCAGUCAAAAAGGCAAUUCAGGACAGGCCGACCAGCCCGGUGUAACGAAGGAAGGCACCCCCUCCUCGAAGGACGUCAUAAACUCCAAUAGCACUGGUCCACAGGGUCCCAAAGGCCAGAGGGAUCGUCGUCAACCCCAGUGGCGCACCUCCUCCAACAACAAGCCCAAGGAGACCCUGGUAAAUGGUACCAGUGGCUAAUAGCUAUCCCCCAACUAUCUUCUUCAAGCCCCCGAAGAGUAGAAGAAGGAUUGACACGAUUGAGUGGAGAAUAAAUAACCGUUAACAUCGGAGAAAAUCAUGAACAACUACUUACCGAGAAAAUAACAAACACUGACUACUCUGAAGAAAUGGCUGGAUCAUCUGAGCUAAUUGGAUACAUGACGCUUUACCCGAUUAUUCAAGGACUUUGAGAGGAACUGAUGAGGAACGCAACAUAAUUAAUUGAUAAUGAUUCAACGGAGAAUGAUUACUUAGUCUACUUACUUACUCGUUCUUCAACACUGUUUGUUACCAAUAUUAAGGAUCAACUGCAGUUGUUUUGAUGAGGCAUAAGUAAUUGAGAAAAAUUAAAGGUAAAAUCAUUUAUCAUUCUACGUUAAAGUAAAUCGUUCUUACGAAUACAAAAAAUGAUGAAAGAAACAUUUAACGACAUAUUAAUAUCCAUGCAUGGUUUAGUUUGAAAAAAAAAAAAUGAUGGCAUUUGACUGUCAUUGCGUUUGAUAAAUAUGGACACAUUCAUUGGGAUAUUGAUUGAGAGCGUGGGGAUGAUGAAUAUCUAUUGGAGGUGGCAUUGCACUCUCGUGUGCACAGGGCUUGUUUCGUUGAGUAAGUGAGUGACAUAAAUGUUUUGAGACCCUUCCCGGAUUAUGAAACCGUGCCUCACGUUUUUUAAAAAUGAUUAAAAAAAAAAAUGCCACGAGACGGUGUCUCGAUGGCGAUCAACGACCUUUAUUGAGAAAUAAAAUGAUGUUUGUCUCUCGUCAGGAUCAAGUGAUUCAAUGGUUGAUCUUAUUGGGAUUCUAAACAGAGGAUCAGUCAAAUUUAACUCGUGAAAGGAAGAAUUCAAUUAUUCUGGGAGCUUUGGGGUAAUUGGUGAAACAAUGGUUAUGAUACAGGGUCGUUUGACGAGGUAAAUUUGAUGUGAUUGAUGAAUAAAAAUAAACCGAGUGAAAUUAGCAUCCAUUACGAAUUGUGAUCGGCAGCUUGGUAAAUUGAAUUUUCGUAUUUAACGAAUUAUCGGCUCCCAAUGAUGUUUCCUCAUUACUUUCUAAUUGCACAAUGUUGAAUUGUUUUUUAACAACUUUAUCCAACAUUUUUUUUUUCUUAUUUGAUUACUAUUAUUUUCCUUUUUUUGUCCAAGAUUUACUAUUUUUCCCUCAAUUUUUUUUAUUAACCCAUCAUUAUGUUUCCAGUUUGAGUGAUUAGUUUGUAAUUGCGAUAAAAAUCGUGAAGAGAAAAACAUUUUGUUGGUUGAUAUUUGAAGGGAAUUAAUGGCUUUUGGUCCUUUUGUACGACAUAAUUAUUGUUCCUUAAUUUAUACGAAUUAUUUUUGCUCGUCAUACCUAUAAUCUGUCAAUAAUGAUGAUUCCUGGAUUGAUUAGAGAAAAUUAUGAAAUUGCUAAUUGGCAGAUGGAAAUGACUAAAAUUUCAAAAAGAAAGUGAAUGAACAUGUGAAAAAAAAACAGAUUCACAGAAUGAAAAAUCAAUAUAUUUAGCGAUACCAAUGUAUGAUGUGCCAGACAAGAGGAAAAAACAAUGAUACAUGUUUUAUGAUAUCUAAAGUCUAGCUGAAAGUGCAGAUUUAGCGCAUUACCUUUAUUACUAUAUUACUACUUAGUCGAAAAGAUACGAAAAAAAAAUCAUAAAAAAAUGUGGAUGUCUGAACAAAUAAAUUAGCUUUACUAUACUAAGCUAUUAAACAAAAAAUACAAAAAAAAAUCAUUAAAAAUACUUUUAAAAAACACGUAAAAAUAAAAAAAUACAAAAGUAAUAGAUGAUCACUUAGUCAGCGGUUUUAAAUUGUCUCGCGGUGUUGCCUUGUUCCAAUUUAAAACAGUUGUCUUUAAUCUCUUCUUCCGGACAUGACAACAACUUAAUCGGACGUGUCUCAAAAUGAAUCAUUGCAAAGCAAUAAACGUAUACACUGAUGAUGGUUGAUUGCAAAGAAAAAAUGAUUAAUAAAUAAAAAAAACUAAACAAAGUACGUAUUUUGACACCUUAAAUAAUUGUAAACGGAACUGUGUGCGCUGCCAAUUUGGUUUGAAAUGAGAAAAAAUAAUGAUUAAGGUCGAGUUUUUGGCAGCCCAUGAACACUGAGAUAUCCCCCAACUUGCUUGUUUCAGAUACAUUUGUAUUGAUUGCAAUUGUGCAUAAUUUAAGGAAUAAAACAUUUCUGUACAUAA
Diachasma alloeum is the source of this 4208-nucleotide messenger RNA. It is a transcript of the gene Fmr1, whose product is annotated as synaptic functional regulator FMR1. The coding region runs from base 43 to 2004 and encodes 653 amino acids. The transcript has 16 exons. Lineage: Eukaryota; Metazoa; Arthropoda; Insecta; Hymenoptera; Braconidae. The record is from RefSeq and is a predicted model, not a curated record. Gene Ontology annotation, molecular function: translation regulator activity; mRNA 3'-UTR binding; protein homodimerization activity. Gene Ontology annotation, biological process: negative regulation of translation; positive regulation of translation; regulation of dendritic spine development. Gene Ontology annotation, cellular component: axon; postsynaptic density; dendritic spine.